AUGAGCGGAUCGUGUGCAGAGUACUACCGACUGCGGGCGUCCGAGAUCACGGGACAGCUAUCGUCGUGGUCGCGGUCGGCGGCCGUUCGGGACGAGUCGUUCAUGAGGCUGUUGCGGACCAAAAUCGAGCGGCGGACGCGUUACGCCGACGCGGUGGACCGGACUUUGCGGAACGCUGUAGCCGAAACACGGCUCGCGCUCGAAGCUAACAACGAGCGCGCGGCAGCCGCGUCGGGCAGAGCGGCGGUCGAGCUUGAGCGUUUCGCAAAUGAAUUGCAGCGGGCCGGCUAUGACGGUGGCGAGGCCACAGCAGCUGCGUUAGACGCGGAGAACCAGCGACUUAGCGAUAUCAUAAAUCUGAGGCGCACAGCCCUUGAGAAGGCCACGACCCACGGCACUGUCAAAACGGCUGGCGAUCAAUUGCGACAAGACCAGGCUGUCAACGACCGGAUGACGCGUAACCUGAUAGCCGCCGCUUUAGAGCCCCAGGAACCCACAUCUUCGCAAGACAGUGAAUCUGAGGAGCACAGUGCUUGCAAAGUUGCAAAGGUCGUAGUCGGCGACCGAUUUCGCCAGGACCGAUCUGUGAACGACAUCACAGCGCUUAACGCGACGACCGCCGUCCGCUGCGCACUUGUUAUUAGUCACGACCGCGUGCUGUGGUUCCCGCGGCCGUUACGUGCAGGUGAUUUGCGGCUAUAUAGACUUUUGCACGCAACAGCCGCACGAACGAUAUUUUCCGAACGGUUUCAGGUUGCAAACAUGCCAACAUGUGACCAGCCUUGGAUGAUCUUGGAGGAUCACAACCAGUAGUAUACUAUUCGCUAUUCACACGGACCGCUCAUCGUAUUAGGAAACACUCUACUUAUAUUGGGCGUGUCUGCAGUGGAAGUUCAAUAGUGAAGAGUGACUACCGGCUACGAUGCUUGCAUUAGUGCAGCAAAGGGCUGAUGACGUGUUAAAUUGUUUUCCGUGUAAUACUGUAAUGCUUUCAAACUAUAUAUACGUUAUAACUUUAAAAAAAAAAAGUUUUUUAUUUUUCGAACUCAAAAAUUUACUAUACCUAGUUAAGUAAUAAGUAUACGUAUAAAUACAUAUUUUAUGCUUUACAAGUAGGUAUAAUGGUAGAUGAACACUACCUACACAACACGGUGGUCGAUUUGAAGAAGAAUCAUUCUGGACCCACUAAAUACGUCACGGCCUACCACAUCACAAAACUAAACGUGCAACAGUAGCAUAUAUAGAGGGAGGAGGCUGAACCACUAUAAGUUCAACCUCCCCCUCCCGAAAUUUAUUGUUGGUACGGCACACAUUGCACACUUUAUGACCCUGACUCGAAAAUUGAAUUAUUUAUAAUAUUAAUUCAACAUAAUUUUUUUUAUAACCCCCCUCCCUCCCACGAAAUUAACUGCUAUAUACGCCACU
Rhopalosiphum padi (bird cherry-oat aphid) is the source of this 1425-nucleotide messenger RNA. RefSeq lists its product as uncharacterized. NCBI's taxonomy places the organism in Eukaryota, Metazoa, Arthropoda, Insecta, Hemiptera, Aphididae. The record is from RefSeq and is a predicted model, not a curated record.